Molecule: messenger RNA, 772 nt
Organism: Pollicipes pollicipes
Lineage: Eukaryota; Metazoa; Arthropoda; Thecostraca; Pollicipedomorpha; Pollicipedidae
Gene: EMC10
Product: ER membrane protein complex subunit 10
Exons: 7
Coding region: 74-772 (232 amino acids)
Cellular component (GO): EMC complex
Source: RefSeq, a predicted model, not a curated record
UGGGCUGCGUUGUUGCAUGGAAUACGUGAGGGGUGUACUCUGAAUCCGUUUCGCAUACAUUUUGUGGCUGAAAAUGCCACAAGCAAUGCAUAUUGCCGCCUUGUUCAUUCUGCAUCUGGUGGCUGUGUGCGGUGAGAGCUAUGAGUCUGAUGGCCAGCUGACGGUGUCGGUGCUGCACAGUCUGGACCCAUCGCCGGAGGGUGUGUUCACUCCCUGUGGUGCCAUCAGCGUCCGUAGCCUGCGCGGCGGCGGCAGCGCCACCUAUCAGCCGGCCGGCGCACUCUCUGCCACUGAGCUGGCCCAGCUGCAGAUGCUAGUGAAGAAUGAUGGAAUCUACCGGCUGAAGCUCAUGGCUCAGUCUCUGGAUGGCAGAAAAACAGAAGUAUCAACAUUUGUCAAGGCAUGUCAGCUGGCCGAGACGGGUCUGCGCCACACCCUGCUGCUGACCAUGGACCCGGCCGGCAGCCUGGUGGCCGCCAGCCAGCUGACGGACGCCGGCCGUUGCCAUGGCGACAGCGCGGCGGCGCUCAGCGGCCUGCACAGCUUCGCCACCGAUGUGGUCAUUCGCCAGACGGAGGCCGGUCCCAUCCCGGAUACGGCCAGUUUCAUUCAGAAAAUAGAACAGGAUAAGAUGGCAAAGCAGCGCGGCGAGACGAAAGACAACCGGUCGUUUAUAGCUAAAUAUUGGAUGUACAUAGUGCCGGCCGUGCUGCUGCUGAUGGUGACGGGUGGCUCGGACCCACCGGCGCUAGACGGCUCUGUUCACAGCUAG